AUGGGCCAGUUACCUGCAUCACGAACUGAUUUAGAGUUCCCUUUUCUACAUUGUUGUGUCGACUACGCGGGGCCAGUGUUGAUAGCAGAUCGAAAAGGUAGAGGAUGCAAGCUUAUAAAAUCCUUCUUGGCAAUCUUUAUCUGCAACUCGACCAAAGCCUGUCACAUCGAGCUCGUCACGGCUCUCUCUAGUGAGGCGUACAUUGCCGCUUUAAAGCGUUUUGUCUCUCGUCGUGGGUUACCAUUGACCAUUACAAGUGACAAUGGGACUAAUUUCGUUGGCGCUUGUAAUGAAUUGGCACAGCUCCUUAUGGAGUCAGAUCUUGAAGGUCAGGUAGCGCAGGAGAGCAUCGAAUUUAAAUUUGUACCGGCAUAUACUCCUCACUUCAACGGUCUGGCGGAAGCGGCCGUUCGCUCCACAAAGCAUCAUCUUAAGCGACUGCUACAAACUACUCACUUCACUUAUGAGGAAAUGGCGACUUGCCUCACUGAAAUAGAAGCAGCGUUAAACAGUCGUCCCCUCACACCAUUCUCCACUGAUCCCUCCGAUUUUUCAGCUCUAACUCCUUCUCACUUUUUAAUUGGCCGCUCACUUAUGUCUAUACCUCAGCCACAAGUGUCUGAUGUGAACAUCAAUCGUCUGGAACGAUUCAAACGAAUCCAGCACAUCCGGCAGCACUUCUGGACCCGAUUCUCGGUUGAGUACGUCGGCCUGCUGCAACAGAAGCUGAAGUGGCAAUCCUCAAACAAAGAACUCAAGCUCGGAUCGCUGGUCUUAAUAAAAGAUCGAGCACUUCCACCCUUAGUGUGGUCCUUAGGAUUUUUGAAGUCUUCCUCCACAUACUUCAACCCGGGCAGCAUGUUAAGUACUGGAUAUACGCACGGGAGGAGACGCGCGGGCGGCGGGCAGCACGCGACGUCAUCGCGGCAAGCCGCGAGCGACGCGCGGCACACUCACUUGCCUUUACCUACUUCACCGGCAACGGACGAAUACCGAAUUUAA
This is a messenger RNA of Cydia amplana, 1002 nucleotides long. RefSeq lists its product as uncharacterized. Gene Ontology annotation, molecular function: nucleic acid binding. NCBI's taxonomy places the organism in Eukaryota, Metazoa, Arthropoda, Insecta, Lepidoptera, Tortricidae. The transcript is spliced from 2 exons. The coding region runs from base 1 to 1002 and encodes 333 amino acids. Gene Ontology annotation, biological process: DNA integration. The record is from RefSeq and is a predicted model, not a curated record.